This is a messenger RNA of Doryrhamphus excisus (bluestripe pipefish), 964 nucleotides long. RefSeq names its product SH3 domain-binding glutamic acid-rich-like protein 3. Gene Ontology annotation, cellular component: cytoplasm. The record is from RefSeq and is a predicted model, not a curated record. Lineage: Eukaryota; Metazoa; Chordata; Actinopteri; Syngnathiformes; Syngnathidae.
AUGCCUGUUACAUUAACGGCAUGUCCUAACUUCCCUUGAUCUCACUUGUAAACAAACAUUUACUGUAACAUUAUCAGCAACUGGAAACACCAGCGCCACGGUGUUUAAAAAGUGGACCUCCGUGGCGUCACACCGGCUGCUUGGAGCGUGUGCCCAAAUGCAGUGCACCUUUCUGGGCCACACCAAGUGGUUCUUCCUGCUCUGUACUCUGGUUCGCCGCGUAGCAGUGAUGUGAGGUUGUCGGUAUCUGUUUGAAAAAAAUGUUUUGUGCAUCUCUGGUUAAUACUAAAGCACUUCCUUAAGCCUUCAUAUCUGUGGUUUGUGUGUGUGUGUGUGUGUGUGUCAACAAGCCAAGACUAGUCAGACAAGUGGGUGUGUCUCUGCACUCAGGUAUGUCUCGUCCAAACCUGCUUACUUUAUCUAGUUUCUCUGCAAAGCAGCACAGCACAUCCUGGUAGCUCCUUUCGGAUUGUGUCUUUAGACUGUUUAUUAGUGGAUCAGCAGCCAUGUCAGUCAUUGUGUAUUAUUCCAGCGUGUCCAGUUGUGUUAAGAUGAAGAAAGAACAGAAGAGAAUCUUUGAUGUCCUUGAGUCCAAGAACAUCUCCUUUCAGCAGGUGGACAUUUCCCAGAAUUCUGCAGAUAAAGACUUAAUGAGAAAUAAAGCCAACGACAAGUCCGCGCUGCCCCCUCAAAUCUGCAACGGGGACGUCUACUGUGGGGAUUAUGGGGCGUUCGACAAUGCAGUCGAGACCGGACAAUUGGAGGCCUUUCUCAAACUCUGACCAGCCACAGCAUUCCACUUUAUUUCCUCAUUGUCAACUGUUGGUUCUGUUUUUUUCUUGUGUUUGUUCUGAUGCUGUCAGAUGCUUUAAAAUCAAUGUAACUUGUUUUUAUUUUGCUCCCAAGAAAACAGCUGGAAUCAGAAAAGAAAUACUUGAAAGAAAUUAAAAAUGAUUAAAAACGA